AUGGUAACUUCUAUAGUCAGCACCAUCGCGGCGGCAAUCCUUCUCCUCGGAGCCAUCGCGCUUUUACGCCUCUUAAACCAAGGGAGCGCACAAUUGGGCGUGAUAGCUAUGUUUAUGGUCCUCUUCGCAGUGAGCGUUGGGGUUUUGACAAAUGCGCGGAGAUCAGAGAUAUUUGCUUCCACGGCCGCUUGCGAGUCUAAAGGCAAUCCCCCCUACCUCUUGCUAGUUACCAUGGACCCCAACCAAUCCGAUUCCUCAAAGGAGGAAGGCCAGAAGAUCAAAGGGGAUAAUGUGUUUAACACAAUCCGCGAAAUGCAGGCUGGAAGCGUGGAUGUCUUCAAUGUCCGUAGCCAAAGACUAACGUCCUCCAAUCAACCAAAGGAGGAGGAGAAGAGUCCUUAUAGUGCGCUUGGCUCCGGCGGAGACACCUUCAUGGGUAAUGAGAAUCCCGAGGGUGAGAACUAG
Messenger RNA from Daldinia caldariorum, 465 nucleotides. RefSeq lists its product as uncharacterized. The record is from RefSeq and is a predicted model, not a curated record. Lineage: Eukaryota; Fungi; Ascomycota; Sordariomycetes; Xylariales; Hypoxylaceae. The transcript is spliced from 2 exons. The coding region runs from base 1 to 465 and encodes 154 amino acids.